AUGAAGAAUGGGUGCUACCUAGUGCGGUUUCGCAGCCAGAAAGACUUUGAGCUAGCCUCUGAGAAAGGACCCUGGCUACUUGGGGACACAUAUCUUACUGUCCAUCGCUGGUUUAAAGGGUUUAAUCCGUGGAAGGCGAAAGUGACGACUACGAUAGUCUGGGUUCAGCUCCCAGACCUUCCCAUUGAAUUUUUUAAUGCGGAAGCAGUAACCAUGAUUGCGGAGCUCAUAGGAAAGCCGAUCCGGGUUGACCGAGCCACGGAGAUGGGGGCACGGGGGAAUUAUGCUCGAGCUAGCGUCGAAGUGGAUUUAACAAAACCGCUCCUGUCCAUGUAUAAAGUGGAGGGCGUAACAUAUAUUAUUCAGUACGAAGGAUUGGAUAACAUCUGUGGGGAGUGCGGUAUGUAUGGCCAGAUGACGAAUACGUGCAGUUGCAAACAUAUGGGUGAGGAACAAUCGGAAGAACCAUCGGCAGAUGCCCGAGAAGAGCCAAUAGCAUCCCAAACUGAGGGUAGAAUCUAUGGGGAGUGGAUGUCAGUUAAAAAGAAGUCGACAUGGGCUGCAAAAAGAAUAGGAAAUACCAAGAGGAUGGGACCUAUCAACUGUGAGGAUGAUCGAACAAAUAGUUUUGCGGCACUGCAUGAAGAGGAGGGGACGCCGAUAAGUGAAAAUGAAAAGAACUCGAUGAGGGAAGAGAGUGCGGGCCAGAAGAAUGAUAGUGCAAAGACGAAAGGAAAGGAGACGAGUGGAUCGACGUCGGUAACCAGUAAAGGAGGCACACCGAGCUCGGGAGGGCAGGGGGUAACAAAAAGUUCCCCUUUGAACCCCCCCACGGAAAAAGAUAGUGUUGCGAAGGAAAAGAGAGGGAAUAAGGAUGGUAGCCCAAGCAAUGAAUCCAAAAGAGCUCUCGCGGCGGAAAUGACCCGCCAUGCACCCCAUGCAAAGGAGGGGACCAAUUCUAGCAAACUGAAAACAGCAAGUACAAAACCCGUGGGAGAUGGCCCUAGGGGUGUAGAAGCUAAACCAAAACAAACUCAAUCUGAAGGUGCGGGGAACCGAUCCCCUUCUCGUAAUAAAUGA
Molecule: messenger RNA, 1080 nt
Organism: Linum tenue
Lineage: Eukaryota; Viridiplantae; Streptophyta; Magnoliopsida; Malpighiales; Linaceae
Source: the annotation of a GenBank genome assembly